CGUCGUCGCGUCGAUGUCGUAGCGUCGAUCGUUCAAUUCGAUAGAGAGGUUGCUUCUAAUCUCAGCAGUCGAGGCAUCCUGCUGUUGACGGAUCGAUCAAUAUACGCAAGAACCCACUGAGCACGCCUUCCACGAACAGGCAGAAAAAGGCAACACGCGGCGGGGGCGUAAACGACAUGUCCUGGUCUGCUUUGCAUUCCGGACCGCAACAGCAGCAGCAGCAGCAGCAGCAGCAGCAGCAGCAGCAGCGGCACGUCCUCCGCACGAGCAGAAGAAGACUACUCAAGACCAGUUGCAGGCACCUUCUCUUGCUUGUCGGAGCGGCCCUGUUGCCCACAGUCAACUACGCCUUCGUACCACAAGCGUUGUUGCGUCACUUAGCAGGAGCAGGAGGGGGAUUGCGAUCGGGUGCCGAUAAGGCCUCCCACAGCAGCACAACCAGCAGCGUAUAUCGCCGUAACGAGCACCGAGCACCACCAGCAGCGAAGGCAGCUGCGGCGAGGGCAAACAGGAUGAUCCUAGGGGAAGCAUCUUCGGCGGAGUGCCGGCGAACCUUGCAGCGGGCGUGGCAGGCCUCGUCAUCGGAAGCGAGGACCCACGAACAGCUGGAGGAGCAGCAGCAGUGCCGGGUAACACCACCCUCAGAAGAAACCGCACGCUCAGCAGGGGAGUCGAAGGAUGCGGUGGCCCGGGGCAUGGAGUUCCGAUUGACCACGUUCAACCUACUCGCUCCGUGCUACAAGCGUAUGCACUCGGAGGUUUCAACGCCCGUCGGCGGAGUCGGCACCGGGCUGCUGGCGAACCGUGCGAAGGGGCAACGCACCGCGCGCGAGAGCGAGUUCGAUGGUGUCUGGCGGGAGCGUGCGCUCGAGACGGUGGACUUCAUCUGUCGACACAUGUCUUCGUCCGACAUCAUUUGCCUGCAAGAGUUCUGGCUGGACCCCGCCUAUCACGCCAUCUUCCAGUCGGCGCUCGAGGAGGACUACGAGUUCUACACCGUCAAGCGCACGGGCCUCAAGUCCGAUGGGGUGGCGGUGCUACUGAGGCGAGGCAAGUUCGACGUCCUCUCCCAGCUAGGCCUGUCGCUGUCUUGCAUCGGCGACAGGGUGGCCCUGAUAAUGCACCUCCGGGAGUCGGGCGCGGGGGGCGGCGAGGUCGGAGAGGACAUGAUCCUGGUCAACACACACCUGGCGUUCCCCCACAACGCGCUCGAUCGCGUCAACCAGAUGUCUCAGAUCCGAGCGGUCACGGACACGGUCGAGGGAAUGAUGGUGGAGGCCGGGCUGCCGACCAUGACCCCUCGGGUGGUUGUCGGGGACCUUAACGUGGAGGAGACGGACCCGGUCUGUGGGCACCUUGGCCGGAACGGCUUCAGGAGCGCGUUUACGUCGUUGCAUCGGGAGCGGCGGGUCAUCACGCACCGCAACCACCGAGGGGAAGACGUUAUGUGCGACCACGUGUUUGUCAAGGCGCCGGGCUUUGCCGGGAGGCGAAGAGGAGACUCCGUCGCACCGGCGACGGCACCUGAGAUUCCUGGUCUCGUCCCCAGGCUUUGCGAAAACGUGUCUGUCGAGGAGGCGUUGGUCUUGCCGGGGGAGGUAGACGCGGCGGAAUGGUGCCCAAAUUUCUCGUUGUCAGACCACAGGCCACUGACGGUGCGCCUCAAGUUUCCCCCGCAAUGAGACAUCCAGAAGGCUUUGCGGCGUCUAGGGGUGUAGUGUAGUUUGGGACAUCGACGAGUACUGUUUUCGUUUUGCUCUUUUUCCGUGGUUGAGUGUGGUCUUAGCUCGCGUGACCUUUUCUUAUUGCUUUGUGGUGUGUGGCAUGAUUGUGUGCAGUGGUUGUUGGUCAGGACAUGUCCGUUCUCGUGUAUGUGAAUUGAACCGAGUGUGUGCUUUACGUUGCCGCUCCAAAGGUGGGGUACCUUUGGUUUGCGGUCAAGUGUACAGACUGAGUGGAAGACAGACCACGUAGUGUAUCGUAUGUAGUUCGAGGGUUGGGUACGAUAAGUGGGUGGGCGUGGUGCGUGCGUGGCUCUUUGCUGGAGCAUUCGGUCGGGUUACGACAGCGCUCGAUUUAUCGUCCUUUUUCCCGUAUUAUUGAAAUUGCGACGUUUGUGGUUUAGUGCCUAACGCAAAAUGCGCUGAUAACUUCUUUUCUUCCGACGUUCCCAUGUUGAUUGGCGAGGCGUAGACUCUAGUGUAACUCCAUCGCGUGCGUAGUGUGUGAGGAUGUUGACUUCAUUCGGUGCUUGGGGUUUUGUGUAUGGCGGACACGUUCGCAUGUGUUGGACAAUGGAGCUUGGGGGGUGUUGGUUGAGGCAUUGUCAAACGUGCAAGCACCCCCAUCACAGAAAAGCGAUGUUAUUGGAUGAAAGAAAAGCAGUACCUCUGGUGGACCGCUUUAUCACAUUCACGUUAUGCAUCCAUGCAUGCGCUCUUGUUGUCCAUUCUAUUGGUGAGUUGUCUGGGUUGAUAGGGUUGUGAGGUAUCCAGGUGAAGCAGUUGCAAACUCCCGCUUGGAGCGGCCAAUAAUUCUGUGAUCUAGAAGUGGCUUUGAGUUUCCCGGCAGGAAUUCUUGACGCUUUCAUUGUAGCGUUGCCCAGGUGGUUUUGUUGGUUACGGAGUCUGUGGCUUUGGACGAUCCGUGGCACUAAGGCUGUACGGGGUAAUGAGUCCCCCCCUUGAGACGACGUUUUCUCGAUCGAAGAAUGCAAGUACAUGCUUCUUUUGGCGAACAAUUAUUUCUUCAUGUAAUUCCUUCUUCAAGCGGUUCAUUUUUUUUUCUUUUUUUGUGUAUUUUUCGUGUUUCGUAGAAUUUCUUAACAAAAACAACGCAUUAAUUAAUGUAUUUCUCCCCCACAGAUACCCUAACCAAGCUUUUGUUUCCUUUCUCCAUCCCAUU
Ectocarpus sp. CCAP 1310/34 is the source of this 2904-nucleotide messenger RNA. NCBI's taxonomy places the organism in Eukaryota, Phaeophyceae, Ectocarpales, Ectocarpaceae. The record is from the annotation of a GenBank genome assembly.